Aspergillus brunneoviolaceus CBS 621.78 is the source of this 1231-nucleotide messenger RNA. RefSeq lists its product as uncharacterized. The coding region runs from base 399 to 1184 and encodes 261 amino acids. The record is from RefSeq and is a predicted model, not a curated record. NCBI's taxonomy places the organism in Eukaryota, Fungi, Ascomycota, Eurotiomycetes, Eurotiales, Aspergillaceae. The transcript has 2 exons.
GUCUCGCGAAGUGGUCUACGACCCACUGAGCACCGAGUCCGAUAAGAAAGAGGACCAAUAAAUCCUUUCAACCGGGCGAUGGAGAAUCAUUGUUCAGACUCUCGUUCAGGUGAGGUAUACAAGCAUCAUGGAUAGUACUCAGGGGCCACGAGAAGAAAGAAACUGCAUUUGGCCCCCAAAUUCUUCACGACUCCAGAUCCACCGUGACUCGAAUCCCAAGAUGACACACCACACAAUAGCACAGACGAUACAUUCAUGCUGCAGCGCAUGGCCGGAGUACUGCAUAUAAAUACUAGGCUCAACGUCCUUUCUUCCAAACAAUGCAUCUCUCUCAACCAGAGCAUUGUCUCCUUUUCAACGGUCACUAUCAACAACAAUCGUAAACCCGCUUAGCAGCCAUGCGAACUCAACUUUGGACGGCCCUGUUGACCGGUGCGGCCGCCUUGCAUGGGGCGAUGGCGCAAAACAUUACCGUUUAUGGCGCGGCGGAGCUACCGGCGGGUGCCACCGAGACAUUUCUGACCUGUCUGUCCAGCCUGGAGACCAGCUACCGGGUGUACGUGGACUCCGGGAUGACAGUGAUCCUCCCGCCGGGAAGCAACCAAAUCAUCACGCUGGACGGUGCGGACAGCGGGCUCUACGACUGCCUGACCGUCUCCGAGGUGAUGACGGGGAUGCAACUCGCCGUCGAGGACACGGUCAAAACCGACGCGAACCAAGAGGAGAACAGCAUCCCCGCGAGCGCGGCGACCUACGCGUGGCUCCUCGCGCAGGGCGCCCAAGGCCAAACGCCAAUCGGGACCCGGCCGUCCGCCAGCGCCAACAGCACCACCAUCCACGACGAGGAUGAGGGCCUCGGGCGACGGGACGAUGAUCACCGGGGGCUGGCGAAACGCACCCACUACCACUACUACGGCUACCUGUCCGACUACUCGGCCUGCACCGACUCAGCGCUCGUGACCCGCUACGGCAGCACCUGCUACAACCAUAACCAGGCCUACUACGGGGUGCGGUUCGAGAACGCCUUCGCCGAGAAGAUCCUCACCAUGAUCAUCUGGCCGCACCACCGCUGCGAGAACGGCAACGUGCGUUCCUUCACCGUCGCGCCCCUGUCGCUCAGUGCUUGCCAGUCGCGCACGACCUACUCCUAUUAUGGUCAUUAUGUCACCUGCAAAUGCACCUAGCGCGGAAGAACGAUAUAGACCCGACGAUCUCGUCCGACGGAAUAUCA